UCUCGGCCGCCAUCUUGGCCAGGGCAGGUUCUGGGCAGGAGGGACCCGGCUGUAUUGUCUGCAGGGCGCCUAGGGAGCCCCCCCUCCCCUUCCCCGCGGCCCGGAGCCCGACGCCCCUCGCCCCGGUGACGGAGCCGCCGCUGCCGCCCUCUCAUCCCCGCUGAGGGCCCAGCCCCCGCCCUGCCCCCCGCGCAGCCGCCCCCCCGGCGCAGCCCGCCAUCCAGCCCCCUUUGUCUCCCUCGCACCGCCGGCUCCGCUGCCCGCCCGCCCUGCCGGGAGCCGCUAACAGGAGCAGCAGCGCCGCCGCCGCCACCGCCGGGGGAAAGAGCGCCCGCCGCUGCUGAGGAGGAGGAGUAGGAGGGAGCGCGAGACCCAGCCAGGAGGAUAUGAACUUUCGCCUAUGCCUGUGCUGUGACCUCAUAUAAUAGGCGUAAUACUCGCUGAAGUGGGAGGUUCGUAGAAACUAUGUUCCAGCUUCCUGUCAACAACCUUGGCAGUUUAAGAAAAGCCCGGAAAACUGUGAAAAAAAUACUAAGUGACAUUGGUUUGGAAUACUGUAAAGAGCAUAUAGAAGAUUUUAAGCAGUUUGAACCCAAUGACUUCUAUCUGAAAAACACUACAUGGGAAGAUGUUGGAUUGUGGGAUCCUUCACUUACAAAAAAUCAGGACUAUCGGACAAAACCCUUUUGCUGCAGUGCAUGUCCAUUUUCCUCAAAGUUCUUUUCUGCCUACAAAAGUCACUUCCGGAAUGUUCAUAGUGAAGACUUUGAAAACAGGAUCCUUCUCAAUUGUCCCUACUGUACUUUCAAUGCAGACAAAAAGGCUUUGGAAACACAUAUUAAAAUAUUUCAUGCUCCAAAUGCCAAUACACCAAGUGGAGGCAUCAGCACUUUUAAAGAUAAAAACAAGCAUGAUAGCCUUAAACCUAAGCAGGCUGACAGUGUAGAACAAGCUGUUUAUUACUGUAAGAAGUGCACUUACCGAGAUCCUCUCUACGAAAUAGUUAGAAAGCACAUUUACAGGGAACAUUUUCAGCAUGUUGCUGCACCUUAUAUAGCAAAGGGAAGUGAGAAGUCACUCAAUGGGAUUGUACCCUUAAGUUCCCGAGAAGAGGGCAUGAUUCACUGCAAACGCUGCCUUUUUAUGCCGAAGUCAUAUGAAGCUUUAGUACAGCAUGUUAUCGAAGACCACGAGCGUAUAGGAUACCAAGUGACAGCAAUGAUAGGGCAUACAAAUGUGGUAGUUCCAAGAUCCAAACCUUUAAUGCUAAUUGCUCCAAAACCACAGGAUAAAAAGCCUAUGGGACUUCCUCAGAGGAUGGGUGCCCUGUCCCCUGGAAAUGUCCGGUCUCUUCCAUCACAGCAAAUGAUGAAUCGACUGAAUAUACCAAAGCCUACAUUAAAUUCUGGAGGAGUAAACAUGAUGUCCAACGUUCAUUUGCAACAGAACAACUAUGGUGUGAAAUCGGUACCGCCAAGUUACGUUGGUCACACGGGAGGAAGGCUAGGUUUAACAGGUAGUUCUCCAGUUUCCCUAUCCCAGCAGUCUCAAUCAAUGAAGCAGUAUUCCCCAAGUGGAAACGGGCGACCUUACCCUCUUGGAGGGGAACCAAGAUCGCAGGCUACAGCAAGGUACUCUCUUCAAUCUGCCAACUCCUCUUCACUUUCAUCAGGCUCACUGAAAUCAACAUCAUUAGGUCAGUCUCCGGCAGCAUCCAGAGUAUUAGCCCAGUCCACACCCAAGCCUCUUGCCGUUGGCCCUAUAUGUACCACUUCUGCCAAUACUUCAUCAACUCAGAAAUGGAAAAUUUGUACAAUCUGCAAUGAGCUGUUCCCUGAAAACGUGUACAGUGUUCAUUUUGAGAAAGAGCACAAGGCUGAAAAGGUGCCUGCAGUUGCUAACUACAUCAUGAAAAUACAUAAUUUUACUAGCAAAUGUUUAUACUGUAAUCGCUACUUGCCUACUGACACGCUGCUUAACCACAUGUUAAUCCAUGGUCUAUCUUGUCCCUACUGCCGCUCAACAUUCAAUGAUGUUGAGAAGAUGGCUGCUCACAUGCGAAUGGUUCAUGUCGAUGAAGAAAUGGGGCCCAAAACUGAUUCCACGCUAACGUUUGAUUUGACAUUGCAGCAGGGUAGUCACACCAAUAUACACUUACUUGUAACUACCUACAACUUGAGAGAUGCCCCUGCUGAAUCUGUUGCUUACCAUGCUCAAAAUACUGCUCCAGUUGCACCAAAACCACAGCCAAAAAUUCAGGAGAAGACAGAUGUACCUGUAAAAAGUUCUCCUCAAGCAGCAGUCCCCUACAAAAAGGAUGUGGGGAAAACACUUUGUCCUUUGUGCUUUUCAAUCCUGAAAGGACCCAUUUCUGAUGCACUGGCACAUCACUUAAGGGAGAGACAUCAAGUUAUUCAAACAGUUCAUCCGGUAGAGAAAAAGCUUACAUAUAAAUGUAUUCAUUGCCUUGGAGUGUACACGAGUAACAUGACUGCCUCAACUAUAACCCUGCACCUUGUCCACUGCAGGGGUGUGGGGAAGACUCAGAACGGUCAAGACAAAGGUAAUGUUCCUUCCCGACUAAGCCAGUCUCCAGGUGCAGGACCUGUGAAACGUACUUAUGAACACAUGGAAUUCUCUCUGUUGAAGAAAAGAAAAAUGGAUGAUGAUGAUUCCCCUUCCGUCUUUGAGGAGAAGCCUGAAGAUCCUAUAGUGCUGGCUUUAGAUCCCAAGGGUCAUGAAGAUGAUUCUUACGAAGCUAGAAAAACAUUUCUCACCAAGUAUUUCAAUAUGCAACCAUAUCCCAGUCGGAGGGAGAUUGAAAAGUUAGCUGCCAGUCUUUGGCUUUGGAAAUCUGACAUUGCUUCACACUUCAGCAACAAAAGAAAGAAAUGCGUUAGAGAUUGUGAAAGGUUUAAACUGGGUGUCUUGCUAGGUUUCAACAUGAAAGAAUUGAACAAAGUUAAACACGAAAUGGAUUUUGAUGCCGAGUGGUUGUUUGAGAACCACGACGAAGAGAAUUCCAGAGUCAAUCCUAGCAAAACUGUUGAUAAAAAGAUAAACCUAGAGAAAGAUAAUGAAAGUUCCUCAGACAGUUUUGAGAACAUAGAACAGGAGUUCAAUGAAAGCAAUAGUCCAUUUGCAGAAUCUGUGUCUAACUCUGGUCACAAAACAUCUAUUCAUAGUAUAAAUGAGACACCAGAUGAAAGCAUAUCUAAGGAGACAACUGAGGAAGCCACUUUGGAGUCCCCGGAAAAAAUAGACCAAAAGGAGGAUGGAGACCCAAAAUACAAAGAGAGUAGCUCUGCAGAAGAACCAACAAAGCUGGUAGCUGAAGGUUCAGACAGUGAAGGUGACCAAGAAGAUCAAGAUGAUCCCAUUGAAUGGAAAGUAGAAGCAUCGCCGUCUGAAAGCGUACCUGGUUCUCAGCAAGUGUCUGACUUUGAAGAUAAUACAUCUGAAGUGAAACCAGAAACUUGGACGGAUGAAUCAUCCCAAAGUGAAGAUGCUACUAAUAGUAAACCAGUUGCAGAAACUAAAGGUGCUGCCUCUGAGAGUGACGAAGAACAGUCAAAGUGGAAGAAUAGUUCCUAUGGAAAAGUGGGCGAGUUUUGGUCCAAGGACCAGUCACAGUGGAAAAAUGCAACAGAAAUUGAAGAGAGCUUGUCAAAUCAGCAGAUGGAGUGGCAGAACAGCACAAUUGACAGCGAGGAUGGAGAACAGUUUGACAGUGUGACUGAUGGGGUUACGGAAUCGAUGCACAGCACCCUAACUGGGGUAGAGCUAAGUAGUCAGCAAGCAUAAGCUGUUAAACCUCGAGACUCCGUAUCCUCCACUUGACAACCGUCUAAACAUUUUCAUUUCAGAAUGACUGCUAAAGUUCAUUGUAAACUGGUACUGCCUUUUGAAUGCAAGGUCACCUGCUUAGUGGCUGCGAGGCAGCCGCACCGAUUCCAGUUCUUAUUUCAAAGUAUGCUGUUGGCAAAUCUCACUUGAGAGUAUCUGCUGUGACGAGCACAGUAACUUAAUGUGAAAAUGGAUAUGUUGGUGGCUCCCAGUUGCUCACUGAAGAAAAGCAAAGGUUUUAUUUUAUUGGCAUUUUCAACAUAUUUCACUCUGUAUAUGUUCAGCUGUAUGUCUUUUUAAACAUUACCCUUUUUCACAUGGUAGUUUUAGGGCCAACAUAUGAGCUACCAAUUCAAUGUGUAUAGUAGGACUCUGGGGAAAUUGUUUUUUUCAUGUAUCAUUCUGAAUAGUUGAAAUGUAUAUUUGUACAGUCUUUUAGACCUAUUCAAGUGAUGCUUAUGCUAUUGUUAUUGUGUACCCAUCAUAGAUUUGGUUCUUUUUUCCUUUUUUUUAGUGUUGCCCUGCUGUGUAAUAAAUGCUGUACCUAGUUUACCUAGCAAAAAGCUUGAAACUGCUAUAGUAAGAAUUUUGACAGACUUAGUUUUUGCACAUAACCUUGUACAAUCUCAAAACAGAGGCCAGCAACAUAAAAGUAUAUCUGGACUCUAUUGUAUUAUAGAAUUUUCUUGUUCUUGAAUAUCCUUGACAUUACAACUGAUGACUAUGAAUUUCAGAGCCAUUUUCUGAAAUCUUUUAAGCUAAAAAAAAUCACAUGCAAGAAACAAGUUUGCAGCUACUAAUUUUGACACCUUUUAGAUCUGUAUAAAAGUGUACUGUGUUAAAGCAGCAUACGGAAAUGAGUGCUGCAUUUUUGGAUAUUUAGUUUUAUCUUUAGUUAACACCAACAUGGUGUUGUAUUCAUUUAUACCAUCUAAUAUAUGACACAUUGUUGUAGUAUGGAUAAUUUGUGAUCUUUAUUUCCCCUUUGUAUUCAUUUAAGCAUCUAAAUAAAUUGCUGUAUUGUGCUUAAUGUAAACAUUUGCUUUAUUACAAGGUCUGCAUCCCUCAUUCUAAAAACUGCUUCAUUGUGUUGGCUUUUGUUGAAAGGAAGCAAUCUUGGAUGAUGAUGCCUUGAGAAAAUGAAAGAUUUCUGCUGAAGCAGUCUCAUACAAAUCACAAUAGGUGGCCUAUAUGAAAACGAAUCCCAUGGAGCCUCAAUCAAGUAAUAGACAAAUACAAAUGUAAAAGACUAUAUAGGUUAACUGAUGUGCAAAUAUGCAGCACAGCCAAUUUAAAGUUAAGCAUUUUAAAGUCUCAUUGCUUUCUGUGGGGAAGUUAAAUGUAUGCUUAAAGAUGGGGCAGAUACGCAACAUGAAGAUAAAUUAAGGCAGUAGUGAACAUUGUAACUUUGGGAAGUGUUCACAUAUCACAUAUUUCAAAUACAAUUCAUGCAUUUAUCAGCAAAUGUUAAAAGUAAUAUACCAGGGGCAUCUUAUUCCAUGCUAGGAGUGAAUACUUGAUAUGUAGCUUCCCCUAAUGAUGUUGUCGUUUAGUCGUGUCCGACUCUUCGUGACCCCAUGGACCAUAGCACGCCAGGCACUCCUGUCUUGCACCGCCUCCCGCAGUUUGGUCAGACUCAUAUUGGUAGCUUCGAGAACACUAAUGAUAGGCAUAGAAAAAAUACUCCAACAUCCCAGUUUCAACUUUGUUCAGAAACCAUUCUGUUCAAGUGACACAGCUUACUCAUUUUUUUCAGUUAUUGAAAAAUGUAAAUGUUUCCCCCUUUUUCUAAGACCUAACUUGUGCAAAAAAAGGUUUUUAAACAUCUUAGUUUUGCUUCAUUAUGUUGCAAUGUGCUGGAAUCAGGAAUGCAUCUUGUUCUAGCAGGAAGCGGCAAGAAUACAGCCUGAGCAACUGAUAGUGGUGGACUCAUAAGGCAAAAGCUCCUAAGAAACCUUACAAUCAUUCUGAUGAUAUAUAUUGACUACUUUUGCAGAGGAGGGUAAGUUAGUCUGUAUAUUUGCAAGUUUUUCCCCUACCAGUUCAUGGAUAUAAGCAGGUAUUAGACAGUUCCUGGCAGUCAAUCAGGUAUUUGGAGUCGACCACAAAGCAAUUAAAUCCAACUUGCAUAUUCCAGGCCACAGCCUGCCAUGAACAUAAAAGUAUAUGACUUGCACUGCUGCCCUUGAAGCAAGUACUGUUUGUAUUCACUCCCUCUUAACCUUUUUACAACCCCCCC
This is a messenger RNA of Zootoca vivipara (common lizard), 6085 nucleotides long. Lineage: Eukaryota; Metazoa; Chordata; Lepidosauria; Squamata; Lacertidae. The record is from RefSeq and is a predicted model, not a curated record.